Messenger RNA from Laccaria bicolor S238N-H82, 357 nucleotides. RefSeq lists its product as uncharacterized. The record is from RefSeq and is a predicted model, not a curated record. The coding region runs from base 1 to 357 and encodes 118 amino acids. The transcript has a single exon. Lineage: Eukaryota; Fungi; Basidiomycota; Agaricomycetes; Agaricales; Hydnangiaceae.
AUGGGAGUUCCAUGGUAUCUCCUAGGACUUCCAGAUUCCUCUUACAUUUCCUUGGGAGUCCCACCUCUGUGGGAGUCCCAAGUAUUAUAUUCCCUGGGACUCCCUAAGCCAAGGGACUCCCAUCUGAUUCAUUGGGACUCCCAGCCAUAUAUGUACCUAAAUUACUAUUCUCUGGGACUCCCCAGGAUGAGGGACUCCCAUCUGGUUCUGGGACUCCCAAGUAUAUAUGUACCUAAAUCUCUAUUCCCUGGGACUCCCCAGGAAGAGGGACUCCCAUGGUUCUGGGACUCCCAAGUAUAUAUGUACCUAAAUUUUAAAUGUGCCUGUCAGCAGCAAAAACCAAGCCUUAUACUGUAA